UUGAGUAAGCUUUCAAUUUUUUCUUUUUAUAUUUCACUCGAUCAGCUUUCGGAACAUCCAUCAAACGAUUUCAUCUCCGACAAUCCUUGCUCUGUUUCUUAUACGCCACUUUCUUCAUCCGUUUCCGAAACCUUUCCUAUUUCAUCUAACCACUCUCCGCCCCCAUGGUCAAAAACUUCUGGACUUGAGGCACACUUAGUAGAGAGCCCACCAUCUAAUCUACUUUCUGGUAACAACAUAUCUUCUUUUAGAGACACAACCAUCUGUGGUAAUUCGGCCUCGGUUAAUGUUCAUGAUGAUGAAGCUAAUGCUUUGAGCGUACAUCUUUCACCCGAUUCUGAUGAGCAGCAUCCAAAAGCUAGUUUAGUGCUCCAGUCAGAAAUCAGGUCGCCUCAAUCAUUAGUACUGAAAGAGACUUCAAGAUUAAACUUUAGCCCAGCUCCCAGUCAUCCUUGUGGUUCUGGUGUCCUUGAGCUUCUGCUCUCAUCAGAUUUGCCCGACAGCUUGGAGCCGUGUCCGAUGGGUCUUAGUCCUGGCACAUCGCCUGUUCGGCAUAAUGAACUGGGAAUCACUUCUCGGAGCCUUGUUGAUCCAGGUCCUCGCUUUUGCAACAAUCGACAGCGCCAACACCAUUUAAAACAGCAAAAGCAGUCG
Molecule: messenger RNA, 654 nt
Organism: Protopolystoma xenopodis
Lineage: Eukaryota; Metazoa; Platyhelminthes; Monogenea; Polystomatidea; Polystomatidae
Source: the annotation of a GenBank genome assembly